AUGGGCACAUCCUCUGGUUCCAACAUCCACCACCAGAAUAACUCGUCUUCAAUGUUGCCUCCACGUCAGCAGAAUCCCCGCCCAACUGGACUGCACACCUCAUUAUCCCUCGUCCCUUCAUCGGAUCCUCGCUUGUCCCCAGAAGGUCAGGAGCCAAGGUCCAACUCCGAUAACCGCCGCGAGUCCCCUACAGAGAGUGCGAGUUCCCGGGAGACUUGGCCUACUACCGAUCCCUUAACGGCGUCCAAGCAGAUGGAGGGUAAUGGCAAGGCUGAGAACAGCAACGAUUGCCCCCCGGAGCAGUCUGUCAUUCGCCGCGUCUCCUCUGCUGAUAGGAUAUCUCUUCGCGACAUAGCUAGAGAGCGGGUCGAUGUGGUGGCAGAGAAGAUGCACAGGCUGCCUGAUGAGUUUCUCGACGAGCUGAAGAAUGGGCUCAGGAUGAUACUCGAGGGAAAUGGUGGGUCGCAACAGAGAGAGGAGUUCUUGAUUUUGCAGAAGCUUGUCCAGAGUAGGUCCGAUUUGACUGCCAAGACAUUGAUAAGGGCACACCGUCUGCAGCUAGAGAUCCUUGUGGCGAUUAACACAGGGAUUCAGGCUUUCUUGCAUCCCAACAUCAGCCUCUCACAAACUGCUCUGAUCGAGGUUUUUGUGUUCAAGAGAUGUAGAAACAUAGCUUGCCAGAACCAACUUCCGGCUGAUGAUUGCACCUGCGAUAUAUGCACCAACAGGAACGGGUUCUGCAAUCUCUGCAUGUGUGUGAUCUGCAACAAGUUUGAUUUUGAAGUGAACACUUGUCGGUGGAUUGGCUGUGACUUGUGUUCUCAUUGGACUCAUACUGAUUGUGCUAUUCGUGAUGGGCAAAUAUCUAUGGGGUUGUCUUCCAAAACUGGAGCUGGACCAGCCGAAAUGCUUUUCAGGUGUCGAGCUUGUAACAGAACAUCUGAGCUCUUGGGUUGGGUGAAGGAUGUUUUCCAACAUUGUGCACCUGCAUGGGAGAGAGAUGCUCUGAUGAGGGAACUUGACUUUGUCAGUAGAAUCUUCCGUGGUAGUGAAGACCCCAGAGGGCGCAAACUGUUUUGGAAGUGUGAGGAACUUAUUGAGAAGAUGAAGGGUGGGCUUCCAGAGUCUUCUUCUUGCAGAGCAAUAUUGAUGUUCUUCCAAGAGCUCGAUGUUGACUCACCAAAGAGCCUUGAAAAUGGUGAGGGUGGAAGGUUAAUAGCCCCACAGGAGGCAUGCAGCAGAAUAGCGGAAGUAGUACAGGAAGCCAUAAGGAAGAUGGAAAUGGUGGCCGAUGAGAAAAUGCGAAUGUUUAAGAAAGCCCGCAUGGGCCUUGAAGCAUGUGACCGUGAGCUGGAGGAGAAGGCCAAGGAGGUGACUGAGCUGAAACUAGAUAGGCAAAAGAAGAAGCUACAGAUAGACGAGUUGGAAAGAAUUGUGAGGCUCAAGCAAGCUGAAGCUGACAUGUUCCAGCUUAAAGCCAACGAAGCUAAAAGAGAAGCCGAGAGAUUGCAAAGGAUAGCUCUCGCGAAGACAGAGAAAUCAGAGGAAGACUAUGCCAGCAGUUAUCUGAAGCAAAGGCUGAGUGAAGCCGAGGCAGAAAAACAGUAUCUAUUCGAGAAAAUUAAACUUCAGGAAAGUUCAAGGCCGUCACAAAGCGGUGGUGGCAGUGGUGGGAGUGAUCCGUCACAGGUUCUGUCAUAUUCCAAGAUUCACGACCUGCUUCAUGGCUACAACGCAGGUCCGAAAUCAGACUCCCAGUUGAGUGAUCGCCACCACCAUUUCAGGACUAAUCCUUGA
This is a messenger RNA of Linum trigynum, 1797 nucleotides long. The record is from the annotation of a GenBank genome assembly. Lineage: Eukaryota; Viridiplantae; Streptophyta; Magnoliopsida; Malpighiales; Linaceae.